Haliotis rufescens (red abalone) is the source of this 816-nucleotide messenger RNA. Its product is annotated as hyaluronoglucuronidase-like. Bases 103 to 423 code for a protein of 106 amino acids. The transcript has 3 exons. Lineage: Eukaryota; Metazoa; Mollusca; Gastropoda; Lepetellida; Haliotidae. The record is from RefSeq and is a predicted model, not a curated record.
UAGGACUACUGGUUAACCUUUCUCUUCAAGAAGCUUGUGGGCAACGCCGUGUUCAAGCCUCGAGUCGUGGGCCCGCCCACCGUAAGAGCGUACUGCCACUGCAUGAGGUCCAUAAAUCCAUAUUACUAUCCACGUGGGAGUCUGACUGUGUUUGCAAUGAACCUGGACAUUGUUGCAGUGAACUUGACUUUCCCAGAAUACAAAGGCGGAUAUAUGGACUACUUCCUGUUGUCACCGGAAGGAGGUUGUGUUCAGUCGAGAACUGUGAUCCUCAACGGCCACCAGCCUAUCCAUCUGGUUGAAAACGAGAUACCCUUUCUGGUUCCUGGUGGUGUCAGCGCAAACACCAUCACCCUCCCCUCGCUCACAUACGGAUUCUUUGUACUUUACGCUGACGCCCGUGUUUGUAAACCUGGCAACUAGACAAUCAAUGUGAAGGGUUGCUUAACGUCACAAUACAUUGUCUUGUUUCCAUCCGAUAUUUAUAUGUCAUUGACGAAUGACUUCCGGCAGAUUGUUCAUUGUGUUGAAAUGUUCCGACCAAGGAUGUUGCUUAUUCCUUUGCAAAUUGUUAAGAGGUGGUCUACGGAGAUCAAGGGAGAAGGAGAGAGCCUCAAGGAUGGUCGAAAAGCAGGAUGACUUUCCACUACCAUCACUAUGGAAAGUGUUCAUAAAAUAUAUAUGAUAUUAUUGUGGAUGAUCGACUUCUCACAACACGUCAUAUACCAAAUAUAGUAGAGACAUAUGCAGUAAACUACGUUUAUAGCGAACACGCUUAUAACGAACUGACCGAUAUUACGAACUUAUUUUGUGGUC